Molecule: messenger RNA, 165 nt
Organism: Parastagonospora nodorum SN15
Lineage: Eukaryota; Fungi; Ascomycota; Dothideomycetes; Pleosporales; Phaeosphaeriaceae
Exons: 2
Coding region: 1-165 (54 amino acids)
Source: RefSeq, a predicted model, not a curated record
AUGUGUCAAACGGCAAUGAUCAGCGUGAUGACGAAACGGCCCUUCCUGCAGGGCGAUCGGAAUCAAGCCCAGGAAUCCAUCAGAAAGGCUCAGGCUCCUAUGUGGGGAAUUGAGUUACCCCUGAAGCGCAUCGCUUUCCCCUCAGUGCAUUCUCCGUCUCCGUAG